CCGGCGGGAGGGAGCCGGGGCUGGAGCUGGGAAGUGGGGUCGUGCCCAGGGCUCUGCGUGCGGCGAUUUGGGGCCCGCCCGUGCUCCUGCCCCUCCCUGGGCGUCAGUUUCCCGGCCUGUGGAGGGGACAAGGGUCUCCAGGCUCCUUUUUGCGGGGCGCAUGCUGGUUCGUCUAGUAUUAACGGAGCACCUGUGAUGUGCUGGGCCCUGGACCCAAGAGAGAAUCUGACAAGUCCCUGCCCACCGAGGCUGCUUCCCGCGUCGGUGGUGGGUUGGGCAGUUAACACCAGCAGACCUGGGGGCCUGUGAGCCCUGUAUCCCGUUAACCAUGGAAAGGGUCAGCUCAGGCCACCAGCCCCUUAGGUGAAGACUCCACCUAAGGACUCCGCCUGGGCCUCUAUCUGCAAUCAUGGAGGCAAGAGAACUCUAGCUGGGAGACGGUCUUGUUGAAAGUUGUGGUUCAGCUCAGCUGGCUGUUCCUGCAGUCUGUCUUCAAGAGAGGUGCCUACUCCGCUGACCCAGGAGCAGCUUCUACGGAUGGGGAGGUGGGGCCUGGACGUGGCCUUUGUGUGGAAGGCGGUGUUGACUCUGGGGCUGGUCCUUCUGUACUACUGCUUCUCCAUCGGCAUCACCUUCUACAACAAAUGGCUGACGAAGAGCUUCCAUUUCCCUCUCUUCAUGACGAUGCUGCACCUGGCCGUGAUCUUCCUCUUCUCUGCCCUGUCCAGGGCGCUGGUUCAGUGCUCCAGCCACAGGGCUCGCGUGGUGCUGAGCUGGACCGACUACCUUAGAAGGGUGGCUCCCACAGCACUGGCAACAGCACUUGACGUGGGCUUGUCCAACUGGAGCUUCCUGUACAUCACCGUCUCUCUGUACACAAUGACCAAAUCCUCAGCCGUCCUCUUCAUCUUGAUCUUCUCUCUGAUCUUCAAGCUGGAGGAGCUGCGUGCGGCACUGGUUCUGGUGGUCCUCCUCAUCGCCGGGGGUCUCUUCAUGUUCACCUACAAGUCCACACAGUUCAACGUGGAAGGCUUCGCCUUGGUUCUGGCGGCUUCAUUCAUUGGUGGCAUUCGCUGGACCCUCACCCAGAUGCUUCUGCAAAAGGCUGAACUUGGCCUCCAGAACCCCAUUGACACCAUGUUCCACCUGCAGCCACUCAUGUUCCUGGGGCUCUUCCCUCUCUUUGCUGUCUUUGAAGACGCCACACUCUCCCUCCCUUCCUGGGUGUUUACACUGUGCCCCAUCUCUGCAAAACCUCGUCGGAAAGCCCAUGGUAGUCGUCACUUAGCAAAGCUGCAUGGAUUUAGCUCCUUUAAUCUUUUCUGUACUGCUGAGCCCAGCACCAAACAAGAUGUCCUACAUUGUGAGGCUGUUUUGCCUGGGGGGGACUGUCAUUCUGCAUUUCUUUGGUGCUUCCCUCCAAAAAUCUCAAAGCACUCGUCCAGCUUCCAGCUACCACAGGACACAGGGCUGCUCCUGCGGGUUCUUGGAAGCCUCUUCCUUGGCGGGAUUCUCGCCUUUGGAUUGGGCUUCUCUGAGUUCCUCCUGGUCUCCAGAACCUCUAGCCUCACUCUCUCCAUUGCUGGUAUUUUUAAGGAAGUCUGCACAUUGCUGUUGGCCGCUCAUCUUCUGGGAGAUCAGAUCAGCCUGCUGAACUGGCUGGGCUUUGCCCUCUGCCUCUCUGGAAUAUCCCUGCAUGUUGCCCUCAAAGCCCUCCACUCCAAAGGUGAUGGUGGCCCUAAGCCCCUGAAGGGGGUGGGAUCCAACCCCGACCUGGAGCUCCUGCUCCGGAGCAGCCAGCAGGAGGAAGAUGAAAAUGAGGAGCAUUACUUUGUGGCCCAAGGGCAGCAGUGAGCAGCCAGGAGGAACAGCUCGGAGUGCACCCCUUCCCGUGCCAUCCUGUUACCAAUACUCACCAGUGGCUCAGGGCCCAGGUGGCUCUUGACAGCAGCUGGGGAGAGUGGCCAGGGAGUCACCCAGGUUUGACCAUGUGGUAGGACUAGGUCAGAGGCUAUGGUUCCUUGCCCUUUGGAGCUUGGCCAGUUGGGUGGUGAGCACCAGGCCAGCCCGGGACCUGGCUGGAGCUAGGCUGGAGCUAUGCCGGAAUCCCCACAGAAGAAGGGAAUGGCUGGUUCUCAGCUGUUUGACAGGCUCUGACAGCUAAGGCUAGUUGCAGGGGCUUAGUGACCUUCCAAGGGUUGGGUUUAGACUACAGAGCAGCUGGGAAGGGGACCUGGAAAGGUCAGGGCCUUAUUACCUAUGGGUGGCUUUUCUCAGCUGAUUUAUUUAUAGUUUUGAAAUAAAUGCUUCAUGGUUCACUGGC
This is a messenger RNA of Nycticebus coucang (slow loris), 2323 nucleotides long. RefSeq names its product solute carrier family 35 member C2 (gene SLC35H1). The record is from RefSeq and is a predicted model, not a curated record. Gene Ontology annotation, molecular function: antiporter activity. Lineage: Eukaryota; Metazoa; Chordata; Mammalia; Primates; Lorisidae. The transcript has 12 exons. Gene Ontology annotation, biological process: UDP-glucose transmembrane transport. Bases 538 to 1854 code for a protein of 438 amino acids. Gene Ontology annotation, cellular component: Golgi apparatus; endoplasmic reticulum-Golgi intermediate compartment; cis-Golgi network.